AUGAGUCAGUCCUGGCUCAUCAGAAAGAGGGAGUUCAUAUCUUACUGCUGGCUUUUCAACAUUGUUUAUAUUCAUUCUUUUGACUGCUCUUUGCAGAUGUCACCUAGCAAAAAAUUCUACUACGAAAUAUUUUUAAUUCUAUUCUGUGUACUGCCUGUGACAUCUUCUUUGUUUGUUUCUAUAUAUUUGUUCAAUUUGACACGCCAGAAACGAAAUGCAGAGAGCGGAGGAGACACAUCAGCUUUCAAAAACAAGGUGAAAUCACUAGUGUUCAUAUUUGCCACUACAGUGUGGACAUCGUGCAGUUUGCUACCUUACCGAAUCAUGAAUCUUGCAAGGAUCCACCUUUUCACAUGGUCAGAGCUUUCCUGCGAAGGAAAGCAGAUGAUGAACUGGGUUGCUUGGAUAUUGAUAUACCUUCUGACGAUUAAUCCUAUAGUCAACCCAUUAAUUACAUCACUUAUCUAUGCACCAUAUCGCACAACAAUAAAGAAGUUUCUCGUAAACAUUCCAGUCGGUAACCGACCAUUCUAUAGCUAUCAAGGAGAACAUUUGCAUCAGGAUUGUAGGCUAACGAAACCAUCACUAAGAACUUUACCAACAACAAUUGAUGCAGCUGGACCGAGCAUUAAAGUUCAAACGCCUCAAAUAUGCAAAAUGACAAGGAAGUUUGCAAUCAUAGCCGCUUGCACGGAACUAUACGAAUAUGUAAUAGUUCAGAGCAUGAUCACAGUAACGAAGAGAAAGGAAACUAGAACUGGCAGCUCAUAUUCAAAAACACUUGCAGAUCUAGAAGCUAGGACAGGAGGACCUCGACAUCUGGUUAACUACACUUUUAUCAACUUGAUCAGCCUUACCCCAGUUGAUUUUCUUGGAGCUGUUCGAGCGAGCACCGGAAAUCCUUCCAUUUGUCGCGAUCGCGUGCCAGAUUUUGCAUCUCUACGAAGAAAUCGAGACCGGCGUUCCUCUUCAGCCGAAUCUGCAAUUCUUCGUCAAUCGACAGAAGUGGUACAGAUAUCAAUGGGAGAGUCCUGCAUUCCGUCAAACAGCCCUGCAAAAGAUUUUCUGGAGAAGUAG
Necator americanus (New World hookworm) is the source of this 1077-nucleotide messenger RNA. RefSeq lists its product as uncharacterized. The coding region runs from base 1 to 1077 and encodes 358 amino acids. The transcript has 11 exons. Gene Ontology annotation, biological process: neuropeptide signaling pathway. Lineage: Eukaryota; Metazoa; Nematoda; Chromadorea; Rhabditida; Ancylostomatidae. Gene Ontology annotation, cellular component: membrane. The record is from RefSeq and is a predicted model, not a curated record. Gene Ontology annotation, molecular function: neuropeptide receptor activity.